Ectocarpus siliculosus is the source of this 14232-nucleotide messenger RNA. NCBI's taxonomy places the organism in Eukaryota, Phaeophyceae, Ectocarpales, Ectocarpaceae. The record is from the annotation of a GenBank genome assembly.
AUGCAGCACAGCGUGCUGGAGUCGGUCCGGCUGGUGCUUGGUUACGGUUGGGUGUUGCUGCAGUCGUUGGCGCCCUCGCCGUUUGAGCUGCAGAUAUUCCUUCGGCUGGUCGUGGCGGCGAUGGUGGGAAUGUUUAUCGGGACGGAGCGUCGAACAUCUCACCGACCUGCUGGAGUUCGCACCAUGUCUUUGGUCGCUCUGGGCGCCUGUACCUUCACUCUGGUAUCGCAGUUAGGUUUCGUCGGGAAGGCCGACCAGGCACGCGUGGCGGCCAGCGUGGCGUCGGGGGUCGGCUUCAUCGGAGCCGGGGUAAUCACGACAUCAGGAAAGGAGGCCAGCAGCAUGCGAGAGAGCCUGAACACCCGCGGGAGAGGCGGCAGCAACUUUCCCGGGACCACGGUAUCAAUGAAUGACGUCGACGGCGAGGUGAAGGGCCUCACCACCGCCAGCGCCAUCUGGAUUACCGCGGGACUGGGGAUGGCGUGUGGGGCGGGGCUUCUUUUCAUCGCCAUGCUCGGGGCUGGUUUGACGGUCGGCAUCCUCAAGAUCUCCGAAGUGACCACGUCCGUCCAGAAGAAGUGGGCCCGGGUGCGCUCGGUGCUGAGGCCAAAGUUGGCUCAAAAGCUGGCCGACGAGGCGAACACAGAAAUAACCGGUUCGACUCCCGAGCACAACCACGAAGACCACGACGACGACGAGGAGGACGAUGUGGACCACGAGCAAGAAAUGGCGAGUAAGGAGCAGCAGGAGAGGCAAGAGAAGGAGAAGGAGGAAAGGCAGGAGAUCAAUGACAAGACGGAGAAGGAGAAAGAGCACUAUCGCCUGAAGCUGCUCGAGGUGGAACAGGAGAAUGAGAAGCUGAAGGCGCAGAACAAGGUGGACGAGCGCGUGGUGGAGGAGGCCGGCAGCCCGGUUCCGUCCGGCAAGCCCGGCAGGGGGGAGGCGGACUCCGGCGAGCAUCGGGGGCCCUCGCCGGGUAAAGAGUCGCAGGACGUGGAGUACGGGUUCGACCCGUUCUACGGAAAACCGUGGGGCACGGAGGUUCCAAAGGUGCGGCCGGGUGUCGGCGAUGCCUCGGAAACGCCCCCGGUCACCGGCCCGACGCGUCGAAGACCCCUGUCCCGCAGCCGUGUCCUGGCCUCCCGCAAGAAGCGGUGGAAUCAGAACAGGGGCGGCGGACCCGACAUCCGGGUCGACUACACGCCGAACUCGGUGUCGCUGGACGACGCGGGGGAGGCCGUGUCCGCUCCUCUCGCGUCCCUUGGGCGAAGGGCAGCAGAAGACCCGCGUGUGUCGAGGUCCGCUGCAACCGUUGGAGAUAUGGUGAUGAAGGAGAAGGAGAUGGAGAAGCGGCAGCAGACGAAGAAGGCCGGCAGAGACUCUGAGGCCGUGAAGGAGGGGGACAGCAGUGGUGGCGAUUUGGGGGGCUCUAUUGUAACAGACACACGCGGAGGCGGAGGGCUUAAGGUACCUGAAGAGCAUCUGCGUACGGUCGAAAGCGCCGCGGCGGUGAGCCUUUCCUGGGCCAUGGAUGCUGCCGCUGCCAGUGAUGAGAAGGUGGUGCCUGCAGCACAGGGCACGGCGAAGGGACAAGGGGAGACAGAGGCAACGGGAGUAUCCUUGAUGCACGGAUUGGUGGGCGUCUCGGCAAUUGCUGCUGUGGCCGAUGGCGGAAAUGCAGGAAAAGGCGACGCUGCAGACGAGGGGGGAAAACGGCCUCUGGACGAAAUACCCGCGGCCACGACGGACGUUUCAGGGGAAGUCGAGGCAUUUGAGAACGUGGACCAUGGACAGAGUGCCGCGCACGCCAACGAAGACAAGGGCGAGAGCAGUUCGACCGAAGGGGAAAUCGGGAGUCGAAGCGCCGCUGCUGAACCCGAUCUCGAACGUGCUGCGGCAUCAUCAUCGGCGGUAGCUGAUGGCGCUGCAGGUGGCCCGUCUGUGGACGGUUCGACAGAUGAUUCGGGAGCCCCUUGUUUUGAGGAUGAUGUCCCGGCCGAGACGGUUGCUGCUGUGGAGAGUAAAGGCGAGGACCCCGAUCACCUUUUGCCGGUGGUUGAUGAAUCGGAUGCACCUAAAUCUUCAUCGGAGCAACUUGCCAGUAGCCAGGAGGACGUGGCGAAGAAAGCUGCAGCCGAGGAAGGUGUCGCAGAGAGUGCUUCGGAUGGAGAACAAACUACAGGGAACGGAGGCAUGUCGACGGCGGCGGGUGCGGGCGAGGAUACCACAUCGCUCGAGACCGCGGAUGCAAGGGCCGACCCCAGUGCCGACGGUGCAGACGUCGAGAAGGGCGAUGAAGAUGGCAAGAGUGCCCUAGCGAAGGAACACGAGAGCAUCAAAGACGAUGUCGACAUGGCAGACAAGGCUACGAGCGACGCCAGUGUCGGAGGUGGCAGCGGCAGCGGUAACGGUGCUGAGCCAAAGACGGACAUGCGAAAAGAGGUCUCGACACCGCUGCCGGAAUCGACGGCCAAGGCUGAAACCGAUAGCUCAGCCUCCGAUGCUGGUCGUGGUCGUGAUCGGUGGUGGGGCGGUCGCGUCUCGAGCAAUGUCGCCCCGGCGUCGGAGGGAGCCCCCGAUGAUGGUUCGAGGGCCACGCGCAAGGAUUAUACGAGAGGUGGCAAGCCAAAGUGGCGAAAGGGCAGUGGGCGUGGGGACGUGGAUGGGUCUGAAGCGAGGAAGGCGGUGGACCGAGGUGGCGAUUUGGCGAGCUCGGUCACGGUUGAACCACAAGGAGCCGGAGGGCUUGUGGUACCGUCGGCGUCUGAGGAGCCGAUCUCAAAGACCGAAACCGCUGAUGUGGUGGACCUUCCAGCGAUGGUGGAUGACGCCCCUGCCAUUGAUGAGGAGGUGAUGUCCCCAGGGGAGGAGAAGACGGCGGAGAAAGGCGAGACAGAGGCAGCGGGAGGUUCAUCUGUGGACGGUUCGACAGAUGAUUCGGGAGUCCCUGAUGUUGGCGAUGAUGCCCCGGCAGAGACUGCUGUCGCUGUGGGGACUGAGGUCGACAACUCCGAUUCCCGAUUCCCGGCGAUUGAUGAGGCGGAUGCAACUGAUUCUUCAUCGGGGCAAGUUGGGAGUAGCCCGGGAGACAGGGCGAAGGAAGAUGCAGCGAAGGAAGACGUCGCAGGCAGUUCUUCGGACGGAGAAGAAGCCGCAGGUGGAAGCGGCAUAUUAACAUCAGUGGAUUCGUGCACGGAGCCGCUCGAGGCCGCGGAUGCAAGGGUCGACCCCAGUGCCGACGGUACGGGCGUCGAGGAGGGCGAUGAGGACGGCAAGCGUGCCCUAGCGAAGGAACACGAUGUCGACAUGGCAGACAAGGCUACGAGCGACGCCAGUGGUGCAGGUGGCGCCGGUAACGGGGCUGACGCUAAGACGGAUACACAAGGUGAAGUUUCGACACCUCAGCCGAAAUUGACGUCCAAGGCUGAAACCGAUACCUCUGCCGCCGACGCUGGUCGUGGCCAUGAUCGGUGGUGGGGCGGUCGCGUCUCGAGCACUGUCUCCCCGGCGUCGGAGGAAAGCGUUGGUGAGCGAUCGUCGGCAGAGCCUGACGACGGUAGUGCGACCGGGGAACAAGACAGCCAGGUUGAUCUCGCAGCAAAAGAAGCAGAGACAGACGGAGCCCACUCGAGCAGCGUCGGCGGCGGUGUGGACUCGAUCCCUUGGUUCAAACCGGAGAAGGGAGCCCCUGGUGAUGAUUCGAGGGCCACGCGCAAGGAUUAUACGAGAGGUGGCAAGCCAAUGUGGCGAAAGGGCAGUGGGCGUGGGGACGUGGAUGGGUCUGAAGCGAAGAAGGCGGUGGACCGUGGUGGCGAUUUGGCGAGCUCGGUCACGGUUGAACCACAAGGAGCCGGAGGGCUUGUGGUACCGUCGGCGUCUGAGGAGCCGAUCUCCAAGGCCGAAACCGCUACGGUGGUGGACCUUCCAGCGAUGGUGGAUGAUGUCGCUGCCAUUGAUGAGGAGGUGAUGUCCCCAGGGGAGGAGAAGACGGUGGGGAAAGGUUUGAGAGAGGCAGCGGGAGGUUCAUUUGUGGACGGUUCGACAGAUGAUUCGGGAGUCCCUGAUGUUGGCGAUGAUACCCCGGCAGAGACUGCUGUCGCUGUCGAGACUGAGGGCCAGAACUCCGAUUCCCGAUUCCCGGCGAUUGAUGAGGCGGGCGUAACUGAUUCUUCAUCGGGGCAAGUUGGGAGUAGCCCGGGAGACAGGGCGAAGGAAGAUGCAGCGAAGGAAGAUAUCGCAGGCAGUUCUUCGGACGGAGAAGAAGCCGCAGGUGGAAGCGGCACAUCAACGUCAGCGGAUUCGAGCACGGAGUCCAUGUCGCUCGAGGCCGCGGAUGCAAGGGCCGACCCCAGUGCCGACGGUGCAGGCGUCGAGGAGGGCGAUGUGGAUGGAAAGGAUGCCCUAGCGAAAGAAAAGAGCAUCAAAGACGAUAUGCACAUGGCAGGUGAAGACACAAGCGACGGCAGCGCGAGUGGUCGAGGUGACAGCGGCAGCGGUAGCAGUAGUCACAGUCCUGAAGCCACGAAGGAGGAGGAGAACGGUGACGGUUUGGAGAGCUCGGUCACGGUCGACACACAAGGAACCGAAGAGCUUGUCGUACCGUCGGCGUCUGAGGAGCCGGUCGCGGAGGCGGAAAAGGCCACGGUGGCCGUGGAUGCUGCUGCUGCAGUUGAUGUGGAGAUGGCGCCCGCAGGAGAGAAGAAGACGGUGGGGCAUGGCGAGACAGAGGUAGCGGGAGAGGUGUCGACGGACGGAGUGGGGGAUGUCUCGGGAGCUGCCGCAGAAGCGGAAAUUGUUGUCGCUGUAGACAAAGAUGCCGGUGGCCAGUCGCUGAUCGGCCCAAAAGCCGAUCUCGAGGACCUGAUGGCGUCGUCAUCGGGAACGGCUGGUGUUGCAGCACGAGAUUCAUGUGUGUACAGAUCGCCAGAUGAUUCGGCAGCCCCUGGUGUUGACGAUGAGAGGCCGGCGCAGGCUAGCGUCGCUGUAAACACUGGAGGCGAGGACACCGAUCACGCCCUGACGGCGACUGAUCAGACGGAUGUGGAGAUUGGGUCUCCAUCGGAACAAUUUGCGAACGCUGCUACAGCCGAGAACGGCGCCACAGAGAGUGCUUUUGACGGAGAACAAGCUACAGACAGUGGUGGCAUGUCGAAGACAGCGGGUGCGAGUGGGAAGUCCCCGUCGCUCGAGACCGCGGAUGCAAGGGCUAAGCCCGGUGUCGACGAUACAGACGACGACGAGGGCGACGAUGAUGGCAAGAGUGCCCUAGCCAAGGAAGAAGAGAUUAUGCAAGACGAAGUCGGCGUGGCAGACAAGGCCGCAAGCGACAUCGGGGGCGGCGGUGGAGGUGGCAGCUCCAGCGGUAAACGUACCGAGUCAAUAACUGAUACACAAGGGGACGUCUCGACACCGCAGCCGGCAUCGAUGGCCACGGCUGAAACCGACAGCUCCAGCUCCGGCGCAGGGCGUUCAUGUGAGGACGGGUUGAUCAAUGGUUCGGGAGCCCCUGGUGCUGAGGAUGACAGCCUGGCAGAGGCUGUUGUCGCUGAAGGCAGUCCAGCCGAGGACUCCGAUGACGCCUUGACGGCGGGUGAUGAGGCGAAGGUGGAGGUCGGCUCUUCAUCGGGGCAACUGUCGAGUAACCCGAGGGAUACAGCGAAGGACUCGACAGCCGAGGAAGAUGUUGCAGAGAGUUCUUCGGACGAAGAAGAAGGUACAGGCAGCGGUAUCAUGUCGACGGCAUCGGGUGCGGGUGUGGAGACCACGUCGCUCGAGACUGCGGAUGCGAGAUCGCACCACAUGGACGACAGGGCAAAGCCCGAUGCCGACGAUACAGGCGGUGAGGAGGGCAACGAUGAUGACAAGAGUGCCCUGGCCAAGGAAGAAAAGAGCAUUCAAGGCGAUGCCGACGCUGCAGAAGAGGCUACCAUUGGUGGAGAUGACAGCGGCAGCGACAACGGUACGAAACCCAAGACGGACAUGCGAGGUGAGGUCUCGACACCGCAACCGGAAUCGACGGCCAAGGCUGCAACCGGCACGUCCGCCUCCGACGCUGGACGUGGCGGUGGUCGGUGGUGGGGCGGUCGCGUCUCGGACACUGUCGCCCCGGAUUCCGAGGUUAUCGUCGGGGCGCGAGCUUCGGCAGAGCCUGACGAUGGUCGUGCGACUGAGGAGCAGGACAGUCAGGGUGAUUCCGCAGAAGCAGCAGCAGAGACAGACGGAGUCCGUGGCGAUGAGGACUCGUUCCCUUGGUUGAAGCCGGCGAAGGGCGCCCCCGGUGAUGGUUUGAGGACGUCGCGCAAGGAUUACGCUAGAGGUGGCAAGCCAAAGUGGCGAAAGGGCGGUGGGCGUGGGGACGUCGGUGGUUCUGAUACGGAGAAGGCGGAGGAGAGUGGUGGCGGUUCGGAGAGCUCGGUCAGGGCCCGCACGCAAGGAGCCGAAGAGGUGGUACCGUCGGCGUCUGAGGAGCCGCUUCCAAAAGUGGAAAAGGCUACGGUGGCCGUAGAUGGUACUACUGCAGUUGAUGAGGCGGUGGCGUCCCCAGGAGAGGAGAGGACGGUGGGACAAGGCGAGAGAGAGGCAGCGGCAGUAUCAUUGAUGGGAGGAGUGGUGGACCUCUCUGGAGUUGGUGGUUUAGGCGUUGGCGGCGCUGUCUCUGUGGAUGCAGACUCCGAUGGCGUGACUCCAGCCAACCCGGGCGCCAAGUUGGAAGACGAUGAGGGGUCCUCAUCAGCAACUGCUAAUGGUGCUGCAGGAGAUUCAGCUGUGGAAGGGUUGAUGACCGGUUCUGGGGCCCGUGGUGCUGCGGAUGACAGCCUGGCAGAGGCUGUUGGCACUGUAGACCCUCCAGGCAAAGACUCCGAUGAUUCUUUGACGGCGGGUGAUGAGGCGAAUGUGGCGGUCGAUUCUUCAUCGGAGCAACUGCCGAGUAGCCCGGGGGAUACACCGAAGGUAGCGAUAGCCGGGGAACGUGUCGCAGAGAGUUCUUGGGACAAAGAAGAAGCUACAGGCAGCGGUAUCAUGUCGGCGGCAUCGGGUGGGGACGCAGAGACCACGUCACUCGAGCCCGCGGAUGCAAGGGCCAAACCCAGUGCCAACGAUACAGACAGCGAGGAGGGCGACGACGAUCGGCAGCGUGCCCCAGCCAAGGAAGAAGAGAACAUCACGGACGAUGUCGACGCUGCAGACAAGGUUACAAGCGACACCAGCGGUGGAGAUGACAGCGGCAGCGGUAAAGGUGCUGAGUCGAUAGCGGAUACCCAAGGUGACGUGUCGGCACCUCAGCUGGAAUCGACGACCAAGGCUGAAACCGACAGCUCCGCCUCCGAGGCUGGACGUGGCCGUCGUUCGUUGUGGCACGGGUCCGAGGUUGGCGUUGGGGAGCGAGCGUCGGCAGAGUCUGACGGUGGUCGUCCGAUUGAGGAACAGGACGGUCAGGUGGAUCUCGCACCAGGAGCAGCAGAGGCGGAUGAAGCCACUUCGAGCAGUGUCCGGGAUGGUGUGGACUCCGUCCCGUGGUGGAAGACGGCCAAGAGCGCCCUCGGUGAGGGUUGGAGGGCCUCGCGCAAGGAUUUACCAAAAAGCGGCAAGCCAAGGUGGCGAAAGGGCAGUGGCCGUGGGGACGUCGGUGGUUCUGCGUCCACGAACGUCGGUGGUUCUGAAGGGAAGAAGACGGAAGAGACAGAUGGCGGUUUGGAGAGCUCGGUCGCGGCCGACACGCAAGGAGUCGAAGAGCUUGUGGUACCGUCGGCGUCUGAGGAGCCGCUUUCAAAGUUAGAAAAGGAUACCGCCGUGGAUGGAAUUGCUGCAGUUGAUGAGGCGGUGGCGUCCCCAGGAGAGGAGAGGACGGGGGGGCAAGUUGAGACAGAGGAAGCGGGAGUAUCAUUGAUGGGCGGAGCGGUAGAUAUGUCUGGACUUGGUGGUUUGGACGAUGGCGGCGCUAUCUCUGUGGGCCGAAGUUCCGAUGGCGUGACGACGGCCGGCCCAGAAGCCAAUCUCAAAAACGGUGAAGGGCCCUCAUCUGCAACUACCAAUGGCUCUGGAGGAGAAUCUUCUGUGGACGAAAUGAUGAGCGGCUCGGGAGCCCCUGGUGCUGGGGAUAGCGGUCAGGCAGAGGCUGUUGUCCCCGAAGACAGUCCAGCCGAGGACUCCGAUGACGCUUUGACGGCGGGUGAUGAGGCGAAUGUGGAGGUCGGUUCUUCAUCGGAGCAACUUGCCAGUAGCCCGAGGGAUAUAGCGAAGGAAGCGACAGCCGAGGAAGGCGUCGCAGAGAGUUCUUCGGACCAAGACGAAGCUACAGGCAGCGGUAUCACGGCGUCGGGUGCGGGCGUGGAGACCAUGUCCCUCGAGCCCGCGGAUGCAAGGGCCAAGCCUACCGCCGACGAUACAGACAGCGAGGAGGGUGACGAUUAUGGCAAUGGUUCAGAGGAGAGCGUCCAGGACAACGUCAACGCUGCAGACAAGCCUACAAGCGGCAACAGUGGUGGAGGAGGCAGCGGUAGCGACAACGGUGCUGCUGAGUCGAAGGCAGGCCACCGGGGUGAGGUCUCAACACCGCAGCCGGAGUCGAUGGCCAAGGCUGCAACCGACACCUCCGCCUCCGACGCUGGACGUGGCGGUGUUCGGUGGUGGGGCGGUCGCGUUUCGAAUGCUGUCGGCCCGGCGUCCGAGGUUAUCGUCGGGGAGCGAUCGUCUGCAGAGCCUGACGAUGGUCGUACGACGGAGGAGAAGGACAGUCAGGUUGAUUCGGCAGGAGAAGUAGCAGAGAAAGAUGGGGCCGACUCGAGCAGCGUCCGUGACGGUGUGGACUCGUUCCCUUGGGGCAAACCGGUCAAGGGCGCCCCCGAUGAUCGUUCGAGGGCGUCACGCAAGGAAUACGCUAGAAGCAGCAAGCCAACGUGGCGAAAGGGCAGUGGGCGAGGGGACGUCGGUGAUUCCGAAGCGACGAACACGGAGAAGAGUGGUGGCGGUUUGGAGAGCUCGGUCACGGCAGACAGGCAAGAAGCCAAAGGGCUUGCGAUACCGUCGGCAUCUGAGCAGCCGGCCCCAAAGGUGGAAAAGGCCACGGUGGCCGUGGAUGAUAUUGCCGCAGUUGAUGAGACCGUGGCGUCCCCAGGAGAGGAUAGACCGGGGGGGGGAGUGGAGACAGAGGCAGCGGGAGUAUCAUUGAUGGGCGGAGUGGUAGACAUCUCGGGAGUAGGCGGUUUAGGCGAUGUCGGCUCUGCCUCUGUGGACGGAAGUUCCGAUGGGGUGACGCCGGCUGGCCCAGAACCAGAUCUCAAAGGCGAUGAGGGUUCGUCAUCUUCAACUGCUGAUGGUGCUGCAGGAGAAUCAUCUGUGGACGAAAUGAUGAGCGGCUCGGGAGCCCCAGAUGCUGAGGAUGACAGCCUGGCAGAGGCUGUUGCUGCCGAAGACAGUCCAGCCGAGGACUCCGAUGACGCCUUGACGGCGGGCGAUGAGGCGAAUGUGGAGGUCGGUUCUUCAUCGGAGCAACGUGCCAGUAGCCCGAGGGAUACAGCGAAGGAAGCGACAGCCGAGGAACGUGUCGCAGAGAGUUCUUCGGGCAGAGAAGAAGGUACAGGCAGCGGUAUCAUGUCGACGGCAUCGGGUGCGGGUGUGGAGACCACGUCGCUCGAGACCGCGGAUGCGAGGGUCAAGCCUACUGCCGACGACACAAACGGCGAGGAGGGUGACGACGAUGGCAAGGGUUCAGCAGAGAGCAUCCAAGACGAUGUCGACGCUGCAGACAAGCCUACAAGCGCCACCGGUGGUGGAGGUGGUAGCGGAAGCGAUAUCGUUGCUGCUGAGUCGAAGACAGACACGCGAGGUGAAGUCUCAACACCACAGCCGGAAUCGACGGCCAAGGCUGAAACGGACAUCUCCGCCUCCGAGGCUGGACGUGGGCGUGAUCGGUGGUUGGGCGGUCGCGUCUCGAAUGUUGUCGGCCCGGCGUCCGAGGUUAUCGUCGGAGAGCGAUCGUCGGCAAAGCCUGACGAUGGUCGUCCGACUUUGGAACAGGACAGCCAGGUGGAUCCCGCAGAAACAGUAGCAGGGACAGACGGAGCCGACUCGAGCAGCGUCCGUGGCGAUGUGGACUCGUUCCUUUGGUUGACGCCGGCGAAGGGUGCCCCCGAUGAUCGUUCGAGGGUUUCGCGCAAGGAUGUCACUAGAAACGGCAAGCCAAAGUGGCUAAGGGGCAGUGGCCGUGUGGAUGUGGAUGGUUCUGAGGGGACGAAGGCAGAGGAGAGUUAUGGGGGUUUGGAGAGCUCGGUCGCGCCCGACACACUAGGAGCCGAAGGGCUUGUGGUACCGUCGGCGUCUGAGGAGUCGGUCCCGGAGGUGGAAAUGGCCACGGUGGCCGUGGAGGGUACUGCUGCAGUUGACGAAGCAGUGGCAUCCGCAGGAGAGGAGACGGCGGUGGGACAAGACGAGUCAAAGACAGAGGAAGGUUUUUUGAAGGACGGGGUGGUUGAUGUCUCGGGCGUGGCAGAUUUAGGCGACGUCGACGCUGUCUCUGGGGACGGAAUUUCCGAUCGCGUGACGACAGCCGGCCCGGAAGUCGAUCUUGAAGACGCUGAGGCAUCAUCAUCGGCAGUUGCUCAUGUCGCCACGGGAGGUUCGCCCAUUGACGGAUUGGUGGAUGUUUCUCGAGCCCUUGGUGCUGGCGAUGACCGGCCGGCGGAGACUGCUGUCGCUGUGGACAUUCCAGGCCCGGACUCCCAUGACGCUUUGACGGCGGCCGACAAGCCGGAUGGGAAGAUUGGUUCUUCAUCGGGGCAAUUUUCGAGUGGCUCAGGAGAGAGGGCAAAGGAAGCUACAGCCGGAGAUGGUGUUACCACGUCGCUCGAGCCCGCGGAUGCAAGGGCCAAGCCCAGUGCAGACGAUACCGACGGCAAGGAGGGUGACGAGAAUGGAAAGCGUGCCGCAACCAAGGAAGAAGAGAGCAUGCAAGACGAUAUCGGCAUGGCAGACAAGCCUACAAGCGACACCAGCGGUGGAGAUGACAGCGGCAGCGGUAACGGUGCUGGACCCAAGAUGGGCAUGGGAGGUGAGGUCUCAACACCGCAGCCGGAAUAUAGGCCUACAACCGACACCAGCGGUGGAGAUGACAGCGGCAGCGGUAACGGUGCUGAGCCCAAGACGGACAUGGGAGGAGAGGUCUCAACACUGCAGCCGGAAUCGAUGACCAAGGCUGAAUCCGACGCCUCGACCUCCGACGCGGGACGUGGCCGUGGUCGCUGGUGGGGCGGUCGCGUCUUGGACACUGUCGCCCCCGCGUCCGAGGAUAGCGUUGGGGAGCGGGCUUCGGCAAAGCCUAAAGAUGGUCGUGCGACGGAGGAGCAGGACAGCCAGGUGGAUCCCGCAGAACCAGUAGCAGAGACAGAAAAAGUCGACUCGAGCAGCGUCCGCGGCGGUGUGGAAUCGGUCCCUCGGUGGACGCCGGCCAAGGACACCCGCGGUGACGUUCCGAGGACCUCGCGCAAGGACUACACUAGAAGCGGCAAGCCAAAGUGGAACAAGAGCAGUGGGCUUGGAGACGUGGAUGGUCCUGAGGCGAAGAAGACGGAGGAGAGUGAUGGCGAUUUGGAGAGCUCGAUCACGGCCGACACACCAGGAACUGAAGAGCUUGUGGUACCGUCGGCGUCUGAGGAGCCGCUUCCAAAGGCGGCGGUGGUUGUGGAUGAUACCGGUGCUGUUGAUGAGGAGGUGGCGUCCGCAGGAGAGGAGACGGCGUUGGGACAAGACGAGACAGAGACAGCGGAAGGUUCAUUGAUGCACAGAGUGUUAGAUGUCUCGGGAGUAGGCGCUGUAGGCGUCGGCGGCGCCGUCUCUGCGGACACUAACUCCGACGGCGUGACGACGGACCCGGAGGCUGGUCUCGAAGACGAUGAGGAGUCGUCAUCGGCAACUGCUGAUGGUGCAGCGGGGCAUGUAGCUGAGGAUGGAUUAAUAGAUGAUUCGGACGCGCCUCGUGGUGAUGAUGACCGGUCGGCGGAGGGUGUUGCCGCUGCAGACACUGACGGCGGGGACACCCAUGAUCAGGCCGAUGAGGAAGUCGCGUCUUCAUCGGAGCAACUUGUGACUAGCACGGGGGAUACAGCGGAGGCUGAUACAGCCGAGGAAGGUGUCACAGAGAGUGCUUUGGGCGGAGAACCAGCUGAUGGCAGCGAAGAUAUUUCGACGGCAGUUGAUUCGAGCGCGGAGAUCACGUCGCUCGAGACCGCGGAUGCAAGGGCCAAGCCCAGUGCCGAAGAUACAGACGGCGAGGACGGGGGCGAUGGUGUCAAGGGCUCCCUAGCCAAGGAAGAUGAGAGCAUCCAAGAUGAUGUCGACACGGCAGACAAGGUUACGAGCGACACCAGCGAUGCAGGUGUCAGCGGCAGCAAGAACGGUGCUGAACCCAAGGCGGAUAUGGAAGGAGAGGUCUCGACACCGCAGCCGGAAUCGACGGCCAAGGCUGAAGCCGACGGUGGCAGUGGUCGGUGGUGGGGCGGUCGCAUCCCGGACACUGUCGCCCAGGCGUCCGAUGUUGGCGUUGGGGAGCGAUCGUCGGUAGAGCCUGACGAUGGUCGUGCGACGGAGGAGCAGGACAGUCACGUGACUUCAGCAGAAACAGUAGCAGAGGCAGACGGAGCGGACUCGAACAGCCUCCGCGGCGGUGUGGACUCAGUCCCUCGGCGGAAGCCGGCCAACGGUGCCCCCGGUGAUGAUUCGAAGGCGGCGCGCAAGGACUACGCUAGAAGCGGCAAGCCAAAAUGGCCAAAGGGCAGUGGGCGUGGGGACGUGGAUGGUUCUGAAGCGAAGAAGCCGGGGGAGAGUGGUGGCGAUUUGGAGAGCUCGGUCAAGGCCGACAUACAAGGAGCCGGAGAAUUUGUGGUACCGUCGGCGUCUGAGGAGCCGAUCCCAAAGGUCGACGAAAACGCCGGAGACGACGCAUCGCCCACACUCAGUGCCACGACUGCGACGUUGUCUGGAGUUGGUGCUGUAGCCGAUGAUAGCACCGUGGGAGGAGCUGCCGUUGUCUACACAAACUCCGACGGCGCGUCAACAGCAGCUGAUUAUCGGGAAUCGGCCAUGUCUCCUGCAUCGCAGCCGCAGCGGUUGACCAGUAGCCCGGGGACAAAGUCGGAGGAAUCAGCGGACUCAGACAAUGGGUCACAAAGGAGCGGUGGCACGGCAACGGCAGGUGAUGCAAGCACGGCAGCGGGGGAGGGAAAAGGAGAGGACAACGGCGCAAAAGAAACGGUAGAGGACAAGACGUCGGUAGGAGAGGGCGUCGUCCUCAAGCGCGCCGCAGCCGCCGCAGAGACCGCUAGCGUCGGUUUUUCUGAGGGUGGUGCGGCCGACGCGGCGAUCAAAGGUGCCGGUAGCAGCGUGGGACCCAGUGCGGGUAGUUUUUCCCAUGGAACGGCGACGGGACCGGAGAGCGGCGGUGUUGUGACAGGUGGCGCUGAUGGUGCUGCGAAUGGUGCUGCGAUCGUUUCCGACGACGACGCCAAGCGCGCGAGAGUCAAGGCCAAGCUGGGAGUGGCCAAGCUGCAGCAGGGUGAGGCGGAAAAGGCGGUGUCUCUGUUCGAGCAGGCGGCCCUCAUCGACCCAGGGUGGUGGGAAGUUUUCUACUACGCGGCUCUCGAGGAUGCGGAGGUUGCAAAGCUAGCUUCGCUUGCGUCGCAAGUGCUGGCGGCUCUCGAAGACGACGAGCAGCACGGGUCGACGGCGGAAAUCCUCAAGACCGCCAUGGAUUCGUCAGGCCUAAUGUUCGCCGGCACGUCGUUCGUUCGCGGGGAAGGACAGGCGGGGGCAGGGCCCCCGGAAGAACCGAGAAACGAGCGGUCAUUGUCGGGGGAGGAUGCCCCUUAUGGCGGUGCCGUCCUCGAGGAGGAAAAAGUCGACCUCUGCGACAAGAUCUGGGAGGUCAUUCGGGAGGUCACGGCCCCGCUUGAUGCCUCGGCGGCGGUCGACGCGCCAUCUGUUGACGACGCAGAGACCGCUGAACGAACAGAGGACGAGGAGAGAGACGCCACGGAAGUACGGGCGACAUCGGUAGGCGUUGACCCUGACGCAGAUGGUUCCGCUCGGGCCGUUGAAGAAGAGGGCGGUGGCGCGGAGGAUCCCCCGUCCCAGCCGCGAAGGUCGACACGAACAUGGGCCAAGGGAAGCGGCUGGGCGAAGGGCUUGGGCUGGACGAAGAAUGUCCGUGGUGUUGGUGGGGCGCGCGACUCUCGCACUUGA